Messenger RNA from Saccostrea echinata, 953 nucleotides. RefSeq names its product U6 snRNA-associated Sm-like protein LSm8. Gene Ontology annotation, cellular component: precatalytic spliceosome; U6 snRNP; U4/U6 x U5 tri-snRNP complex. Gene Ontology annotation, molecular function: RNA binding. Bases 45 to 335 code for a protein of 96 amino acids. Gene Ontology annotation, biological process: mRNA splicing, via spliceosome. The record is from RefSeq and is a predicted model, not a curated record. The transcript is spliced from 4 exons. NCBI's taxonomy places the organism in Eukaryota, Metazoa, Mollusca, Bivalvia, Ostreida, Ostreidae.
AAGAUAACUCGUAUAUUUGCAGUCGUUUUGAAAGCGUUUCGAGUAUGGCAUCGGCACUGGAGUCUUAUGUCAACCGAACUGUUUCCAUAGUAACAGCUGAUGGAAGAAUAAUUGUGGGAACCUUGAAGGGUUUUGAUCAGACCAUAAACUUAAUUCUUGAUGAGAGCCAUGAAAGAGUUUACAGUACAUCACAGGGAGUGGAGCAAGUCAUACUGGGAUUAUACAUCAUCAGGGGAGAUAAUGUAGCUGUUAUAGGGGAAAUUGAUGAUGACACAGACAAUGGAUUAGACUUCAACAGCAUCAAGGCAGAACCACUUAAUGCUGUAACGCAUUAAUCACACAUCAUUUUAAAAAUCAUUUUCUUUCUUACCAUACAUCAGUCUUUGCAAUGGGAAGGAUUCUGAUUUCAUCAUCAGUUAAAUUCAUCAUCUUCAUCUUUAUUUUUUUUUAUUAUAAUCAGUGAUGAGCAUUUUCCAGUUUCAAAAAUUUUUUUACUGUAUACAAGGGACACUAGGGAGAAAUCCUUCUUUUGAAUGAGUUAGAUAUUUAGAUUUUAUAAAAUGGUAGUCUAGAAGCUGAGUACUUUUAUUUAUAUACAUGACAACAACAUUGAUAAUUUAUCUAUCACAAAUUGUUUGUGUAUUGUUUGUGUAUUUCAAAAUAUAAAUUUGACCCAUUUUCUGUUAAAACAAAAUGAAUUAGCUCAGAUCCAUGUUAGGACGUCAAGAUUUUUUAUAAUACAUGUAUGUAUGUUUGAUUGUACAUUUUAUAAAUUGUUUAAUAGUUGUAUCAGUUGUGUACAUUAUUAUAUGUAUAAGUGAAGAACAAGUGAGACCCAGGUGUUCGUUAGCACUGGGAUUGUAUUAAAAGUUGUAUGUUCUUUUAAUAUUCUAUGGAAAUAAAAUAAUUGACAUGUUUGAGACUAAGCAGUAGCUAGCUACAUGUCUGAUUUA